GUAAAGAAGACAGGUCAGACAAUUCACUAUGAAGAUUACUUAUCUUGUUUUUGCUCUUUGUUUGCUUUGUACUGUUGCUUAUGCAGCCAUAAUUCCCGACGAAGAAAAGCUCAAAGAUGGGACUUUAAACGAAUCUGACGAAGAAACGUCCCCAGAAAAAAGCAUGGAAAAGGAACUACAAGAAACUGUUGAUGAAGAUAACCUGUUGGAAGAUGAGGUCGACGAGGAAGCUAAUCCAGAUCUAGAAAAACGUUCACCUUAUCGUUACCGUCGUAGGUGUUAUUCCGGUCGCCGCCGUGUUUAUUACGGUCGCUGCCGUCGUUAUUACGGUCGUCGCCAAGGAUAUUUCGGUCGCCGCCGUCGUUAUUUCAGUCGUGGCCAACGAUAUUACGGUCUCCGUCGUCGUUAUUACAGUCGUCGCCGUCGUUAUUCCAGUCGAAGAUACAGCUACUAGUGAUAGAGAUCGAAGCCUUCAAUAAGAAACAUUUUUUACGUGGUUUUCCAACUAAAUUGUAACUUGCCUUAAUGUAGGAAAAAUAAUAAAUGCUUGCAAUGAUCAUUAAAUGGAUGUAAACGAU
Molecule: messenger RNA, 578 nt
Organism: Xenia sp. Carnegie-2017
Lineage: Eukaryota; Metazoa; Cnidaria; Anthozoa; Malacalcyonacea; Xeniidae
Exons: 3
Coding region: 29-454 (141 amino acids)
Source: RefSeq, a predicted model, not a curated record